UCAGACGCCGGCUUCGAGUUCGACAUCUGCUUCACGUCGGUGCAGAAGCGGGCCAUCCGCACCCUCUGGACCGUCCUGGAUGCCAUCGACCAGAUGUGGUUACCCGUGAUCCGGACCUGGCGCCUGAACGAGAGGCACUACGGGGCUCUCACCGGCCUGAACAAGGCCGAGACGGCGGCGAAGCACGGCGAGGCACAGGUGAAGAUCUGGAGGCGCUCGUAUGACAUCCCCCCGCCUCCCAUGCAGUCCGAUCACCCCUUCUACAGCACCAUCAGCAAGGACCGUCGCUAUGCUGAUCUGACAGAGGACCAGCUGCCGACAUGCGAGAGCCUGAAGGACACCAUCGCCCGGGCCCUGCCUUUCUGGAAUGAGGAAAUCGUCCCACAGAUCAAAGAAGGCAAACGAGUCCUUAUUGCUGCCCAUGGCAAUAGCCUGCGUGGGAUUGUCAAGCAUCUGGAAGGCAUGUCAGAAGAGGCCAUCAUGGAGCUGAACCUGCCCACCGGCAUCCCUAUUGUGUAUGAGCUGGACAAGAACCUGAAGCCCGUCAAGCCCAUGCAGUUCCUGGGCGAUGAGGAGACGGUGCGCAAGGCCAUGGAGGCUGUCGCUGCUCAGGGCAAGGUCAAGAAGUGAGGGUGGGCAACAGGCUAGCACGUAGUAGAGCCCCCCACUGUCCCCCACCCCUCUGUUGCACACCUCCCACAGCUGUAGGAACCUGGAGCUGCGCAGCUGGAGCAGCUCUCCAGGAUUAGGCCCAUUCCCUUGGGACCAGGCUCCCCUCUGCAGACAGCCUGGGCACGAGGGGCUGUGCACAC
Chaetura pelagica (chimney swift) is the source of this 812-nucleotide messenger RNA. It is a transcript of the gene PGAM1, whose product is annotated as phosphoglycerate mutase 1 (brain). Gene Ontology annotation, molecular function: intramolecular phosphotransferase activity. The record is from RefSeq and is a predicted model, not a curated record. The annotation marks the transcript as partial. The transcript has 3 exons. NCBI's taxonomy places the organism in Eukaryota, Metazoa, Chordata, Aves, Apodiformes, Apodidae. Gene Ontology annotation, biological process: glycolytic process.